UUUUUUUUUUCUCAUUAACCUAGUAACUUGUAAGCAUCUUCUUAUUUAUCGCUGCAGAAUUGUAAAUAUAGUAAGUUAAUUCUCGUUCAUUAUCAGAAUGCAUUGUAUCUGCUUAACGACACGAAACUCUUCAUCAUCCUCUGUAUUCUGCACGGAAACCUAUAUCUAUUCGCCCAACCCUUACUCAUAAAAGUAGAAUCUAUAAUUAUGAGCUCUAUAGCAAAAUUAUUUGUAGAAAAAGCGAUUGCAAGCAAUCCGAUUACCGUCUUUAGCAAAUCUUACUGUCCCUACUGUUCAGCGGCAAAAAAAACCUUAACUGACUAUACUGCUCCUUUCAAAUCUUAUGAAUUAGACUUAUUAGAUUCUGGAUCCGAAGUUCAAGCAUAUCUUAUGGAAAAGACGAGCCAAGGAACUGUCCCAAGCAUCUUCUUCAAGAAUGAAUUUAUUGGGGGAAACUCAGACCUUACAAGGCUUCGUAAUAAUGGAAAGUUAUCGACGAUGCUUGCUAAAUUACAACAAGCCUCUGAUUAAUCCUGUGUAGCCUUAAUCAUGAAGAAUACAGAGAAGUUGUGCCUUUAUUUAGAAGAUUCCUUAUUUGUUUCAUCAUGUAUCAUCAUUAUAUCCCUAUUCCACGAAUUUAAUCCAUGUUUUAGGCAAUGUGAGCCCUACUGGAGAUCAGUCUUUGUGUCUUGUCAGCUUUAUUUAUGGUCUAGUUACCAAUCUUAACUUCUUACUUUAUAAAACUUUAUACACAUGAAAUAGUAAGCCAAGUUUCGCCUUUAACUAAUC
Schizosaccharomyces cryophilus OY26 is the source of this 789-nucleotide messenger RNA. RefSeq names its product glutaredoxin Grx2. Bases 208 to 531 code for a protein of 107 amino acids. Lineage: Eukaryota; Fungi; Ascomycota; Schizosaccharomycetes; Schizosaccharomycetales; Schizosaccharomycetaceae. Gene Ontology annotation, cellular component: cytoplasm; nucleus. The record is from RefSeq and is a predicted model, not a curated record. Gene Ontology annotation, molecular function: glutathione disulfide oxidoreductase activity. Gene Ontology annotation, biological process: cellular response to oxidative stress. The transcript has 4 exons.